AUGCGGCACGGCGCGCGGUCGUCGGGCACGUUCUCGGCGUCAUGGAACGUGUGGAUCAUGGUCACCAUCGCCGUCGUCCUCGUCUUCUUCGGCGCGUGGGCUAUCUUCUCCCCCACCAAUAACGCAGCCGUGGGGGCAUUGGCGGAGGAGGAGGUGGAGGACGUGGUGGGCGAGUCAGAACAGAGGUUGGAAGCUGACGUGAAAGUGGCGGAGGCGAUCCAGAGAGCGAAGAACCGAGCCAAGCCCAAGGACGUGGCAGUGGAGGCAGAGGCGAGCAGCGGGCUGGCUGAAGAGACGGGCGCUGAAGGCGCAGGGGAGGAGGACGAGCAGGGGGUUGAAGUGGCGGGAGGCGAGGAGGGGGGGAGUGACGAGGGCGGAGGCGAGGAGGGAGGAGGUGAAGUUGGGGGAGGGAAGGAAGCGGGGAACGGUGGCGAGGAGGAGGAGGGAGGUGGAGAAGAGGAGAAGGGCGCUGAUGCUGGGGCGGGAAGAGGGAAGGGUGGAAGGGGAGGAGGUGGAGGGAAGGAGAGCGUUGAAGAGGGCAGUGAAGAGGAGGAGGAAGGAGGUGGUGGAGGAGGGGUGAAGGGAGCUGCGAGUGAGGAGGAAGGGGAGUCAGAAGGCGAGGAAGAAGAGAAGGGGGGAAAGGGUGUGCAGGGGAAGAAGGGUGGAGAGGAAGAGGAGGGUGACGCAGCAGGCGAGGAGGGAGGGGAGGGAGAAGGUGCUGCAGAGGAAGGGGAAGAGGUCAAAAGGGGGAAGGCUGCUGGAAAUUCCAAGUUCUUCUCUGCUGACCUGGCAGCAGUGGAAGCAGCGUGGGACUCGGAGGACGCAGCAGCAGCGGACCCCAACGUUCCAGCAGCAGACCUGCGCACAGAGAGCACGAGCUCUGAGGCAGGCAGUGGGCUCGAGACACAGGCACGGGAGUCGGAGGAGGAAGCGAGGCUGGACAUUCGAGAGGCUGCCACCAAGAAGCAGGAGAGCAAGAAGACGGAGGACGACUUUGGGGAGGUGGAGGGGGGAGCGACGAUCAUCCAGAGCAGCCCCGAGAGUAAAGACCCGCCACUCAUGGCAGGCCCAGUGGGGCAGGGCACAGGGGAGGAGGGGGGCGGCGCCCUGCCCUCCCUUGACCUUGAAAACGCCAAGUUCCGCUGGCCGUCGUGCGGUGGUAACCGCACGGACUGGGUGCCGUGUCUGGACAAUGAGAAGGCGAUCAAGGCGCUGAGGACAAACAAGCACUAUGAGCACCGGGAGAGGCACUGCCCGUUGCCUGGGGAGAUGGAGAAGUGCCUGGUGCCGCUGCCCGAGGGGUACAAGGCGCAUGUGCCGUGGCCCGAGAGCAGAGACCAGGUGUGGUACAACAACGUGCCGCACCCGGGCCUGGCGAGCUACAAGAAGGAUCAGAACUGGGUGGCGAUGGAAGGCGACAAGCUUGUGUUCCCGGGGGGUGGUACGCAAUUCACCCAUGGAGCCACGGGGUACAUCAACUUCGUCCAGAAGGCCUUCGCCGAUGUGGCGUGGGGCAGGCGAGUGCGGGUGAUGCUGGACAUGGGCUGUGGCGUGGCGAGCCUGUCGGCGUAUCUGGACGCGUUUGACGUGCGGGUCAUGUCCAUGGCGCCCAAGGACGAGCACGAGGCGCAGAUUCAACUGGCUCUGGAGCGGGGGGUGCUGGCGGUGGUGGGGGUGAUGGGCACGCAGCGCCUGCCUUUCUCCUCCAACUCCUUUGAUGCCGUGCACUGCGCUCGCUGCCGCGUGCCAUGGCACAUUGAUGGUGGCAUGCUGCUAUUGGAGCUGAACCGAGUGCUGAGGCCAGGAGGCUUCUUCAUCUGGUCAGCCACGCCUGUGUACCGCCAUAAGGGGGAUGACGAGGAGAUAUGGAGCGCAAUGACUGACCUGGCUGAGCGCAUGUGCUGGACGUUGAAGGUGCGGGAGAAGGAGGACGGGCUGGACAACGUGGGCGUGGCGGUGUGGCAGAAACCUUCUGACAACCGCUGCUACAGCGAGCGCAGUGCAGGGACCCCGCCUCCCAUGUGUGAAUCGGACGACAACCCCGAUGCUGCUUGGUACGUACCCAUGAAGGCGUGUCUGAAUCCUGUCCCGGCCUUCAAGGGCAUGCGGGCGGCGCAGUGGCCAGCCAUGGGCAGGGCAAGGCUGAGGGCCGUGCCUGCAUGGCUGCAGAUGCUCAAACGAGGGGUGUUUGGCGGGCCUGCUGUCGCUGAGAUGAAACGCGACCAGAUCCACUGGAAGAAGGUAGUUGCGUUCUACGAUGCUUCUUUUGGCAUCGACUGGGGCACAGUGCGGAACGUGAUGGACAUGAACGCGCACUAUGGCGGCUUCGCAGCAGAGCUGGCAGUGUCAAAGAAGCCCCUGUGGGUGCUGAACGUGGUGCCGACAAGUGGCCCCGACUCGCUUCCGAUAGUGUUUGAGCGCGGGCUGGUGGGCAUCUACCAUGACUGGUGCGAGUCAUUCAACUCGUACCCGCGCUCCUACGACCUGCUUCACGCUGAUCACACCGUGUCACAGGAGGUUGGCAGGUGUGACAUCACAUCUGUCCUGCUCGAGAUGGACCGUCUGCUCCGCCCCGAGGGAUGGGCAGUGUUCCGCGACCAUACCCGCAUGGGGGGAUCUAUCCUCAACAUCGCAACAUCUUUCCAUUGGAAGCUCAAGUUCAACAAGACAGAGGGCGGAGAGGUGCUGCUGGCGUUCCAAAAGGGCUUCUGGCGACCCAAGGAAUCAGAGGAGGAGGCUUGA
Molecule: messenger RNA, 2742 nt
Organism: Closterium sp. Naga37s-1
Lineage: Eukaryota; Viridiplantae; Streptophyta; Zygnematophyceae; Desmidiales; Closteriaceae
Source: the annotation of a GenBank genome assembly